Messenger RNA from Cyphomyrmex costatus, 2300 nucleotides. Its product is annotated as vesicle-fusing ATPase 1. Gene Ontology annotation, biological process: SNARE complex disassembly; intra-Golgi vesicle-mediated transport; Golgi to plasma membrane protein transport. Gene Ontology annotation, molecular function: ATP binding; ATP hydrolysis activity. Gene Ontology annotation, cellular component: Golgi stack. Bases 69 to 2300 code for a protein of 743 amino acids. The transcript is spliced from 10 exons. The record is from RefSeq and is a predicted model, not a curated record. NCBI's taxonomy places the organism in Eukaryota, Metazoa, Arthropoda, Insecta, Hymenoptera, Formicidae.
GUGUGCGGACACGGUUGCGCUACUGUGUCGUAGUGCAGCCAGAAUCUGUUGUUUUCUCAUCGUAAGACAUGUCGAAGAUGCGGAUGAAAGCAGUGAGGUGUCCUACGGAUGAGCUCAGCCUCUCCAACUGUGCUAUUAUCAACGCCGACGAUUUCCCUGACGAUGUCAGACACGUUGAAGUAACUACAGCACCAAAUUAUCAUUUUGUGUUUACUGUGAGAACACACCAUGAGAUUCCACGUGGCACAGUUGGCUUUAGCUUACCUCAACGAAAAUGGGCAACAUUGUCUCUCAAUCAAGAGAUUGAAGUUCGACCAUAUAAUUUUGAUCCAACUUCUAAUACAGAAUGUUUAUGCAACAUCGUUUUGGAAGCUGAUUUUCUGCAGAAAAAAACUGUCACUUUGGAACCAUACAAUACGGAUGAAAUGGCCAAGGACUUCUUACUACAGUUUUCCGGACAGGCAUUCACCGUGGGUCAGCAGCUGGCAUUUCAAUUUAAGGAUAAGAAACUGCUUGGAUUAAAAGUCAAAAGUUUGGAAGCUGCUGACUUGUCAGCCAUCAGUUCAGGGCAAAGUGCAAUGCCUAAGAAGACAAAAAUGGGACGUUGCUUAGGCGAUAGUAUAAUCCAGUUUGAGAAGGCAGAAAACUCAAGCCUGAAUCUUGUUGGACAGUCUAAAGGGAAAGCUGUCCGACAGGCGAUUAUCAAUCCAGAUUGGGAUUUUCAGAAAAUGGGUAUUGGUGGCUUGGAUAAGGAGUUUAGCGCCAUUUUCCGAAGAGCCUUUGCAUCCCGUGUUUUCCCAACGGAAAUUGUCACUCAAUUGGGUUGCAAGCAUGUAAAAGGAAUUUUGCUAUAUGGACCACCUGGUACAGGAAAGACGUUAAUGGCUCGGCAAAUAGGAACAAUGUUAAAUGCAAGGGAACCGAAAAUUGUAAAUGGUCCACAAAUUUUAGAUAAAUAUGUUGGAGAGAGCGAGGCUAAUAUCAGAAGAUUAUUCGCUGAAGCAGAAGAGGAAGAAAAGAGGCUUGGACCAAACAGCGGACUUCACAUAAUUAUAUUCGAUGAAAUAGAUGCCAUUUGUAAAUCUCGAGGUAGUGUUGCUGGAAACACGGGAGUUCAUGAUACAGUGGUUAAUCAGCUUCUUGCCAAAAUUGAUGGUGUCGAACAGUUAAAUAACAUUCUUGUUAUUGGUAUGACUAACAGAAGAGAUAUGAUCGAUGAGGCUUUGUUAAGACCUGGCAGAUUGGAGUUGCAAAUGGAAAUUAGCUUACCAGACGAACAUGGACGGCACCAAAUUCUUAAUAUCCACACAUCUCGAAUGAGAGAAUAUAAAAAAAUAGCGCCUGAUGUAGACUUGAAAGAAAUGGCCACUUUGACCAAGAAUUUUAGUGGUGCAGAGUUGGAAGGUUUAGUUAGAGCAGCACAGAGUACUGCCAUGAAUCGAUUAAUUAAAGCUUCUAGCAAAGUAGAAGUAGAUCCAUCUGCAAUGGAAAAGCUUAUGGUGUCUAAAAGCGACUUUUUCCAUGCAUUGGAACAUGAUGUUAAACCGGCAUUUGGUACAAGUGCUGAAGCAUUGACUCAAUUAUUGACCCGUGGAAUUAUUCACUGGGGAAGGGCAGUGGUUGAAAUUCUCGCUGAUGGUGGUCUAUGCAUUCAACAAGCUCGGGCAACUGAAGGAUCUGGGCUUGUUUCUGUUCUUUUGGAGGGACCACCAAACAGUGGAAAGACGGCGCUUGCUGCACAAAUUGCUAAAAAUUCAGACUUUCCAUUUGUUAAAGUGUGUACACCUGAAGACAUGGUCGGUUUUAUUGAAUCGGCAAAAUGUCUUUCUAUACGAAAGGUAUUUGACGAUGCAUAUCGUUCGCAACUUAGCUGCAUUUUAGUUGAUAAUAUUGAACGUCUUCUGGAUUACGGCCCAAUUGGACCAAGAUAUUCUAAUCUGACAUUACAAGCACUUUUGGUGUUAUUAAAAAAAUCACCGCCACCUGGUCGUAAACUAUUAAUUCUAUGCACUUCUAGUCGUCGACAAGUUUUAGAUGAUCUGGAAUUACUUCCAGCAUUUAAUACUAUCCUUCAUGUGCCUAAUUUGUCAAGCUCUGAUCAUUUGUUAAGCGUGUUAGAAGAAGUUGAUCUUUUUUCAAAACACGAAAUGAUUGCAUUGCAUGCAAAGCUUCAAGGAAAACGAAUAUUCAUCGGUAUUAAGAAACUGCUUUGCCUAAUAGAUAUGGCGCGUCAAGUGGAACCAAGUUAUAGAAUUGCAAAAUUCUUAUCGAAACUGGAGGAAGAAGGCGGUCUAGAGUAA